AGUGUACAGGCAGCCCCAGGAGCAAAGAUAAACCUGGAGACUAACCAUGAAUGAUCUAGACAAGGUUGAAUCUAUUCUCUUCUCUCAAGAGAAAAGGUUCAGGUUAGUGGAUAUUCCUGGAGCAGGGAGAGGUCUCAUCUCAACCUCUCUUAUCCAACCAGGAGAUAUCAUCCUCAGGGAUAAACCUGUGAUAUUAGGACCUGGAGUAGCAGAGGACGGAACCUAUUGCUCUGGUUGUGGAGAUAUCUCCGGGUCAAAUCUAAACCUGAUGGAGAACUGUUCCUGUGGUUUAAGGUUUUGUUCCGUAUCUUGUAAACAGAGCUGGCAUACUGAAGAGGAAUGUAGAAUAGUUUCAAGCAUACCAGAACCUAAACCUAAUCAAAACUACUGGUUAAUAACUCUACGAGGAUUAGUAUCAGAAGAUCCAAGGAUUGGAUUCCUUCAAGAGCUCACAGUGCAGGAGGGAGCAGGCCGGAGUAAGGAAGAAGAUGAAGUAGUUAAACUUCUCUCUUCAUUCGGAUUCAAGGAGAAAUCUAUCCUGACAGUUUACAGACAGUUGACCGCCAAUACAUUCCGACGAGGGCGUGGCCGAGGUCUGUGUGCAGGCGUGGCAAUGGUCAACCAUUCAUGUUCUCCCAACUCAAGGGUUUGGUGGGACGAAUCUGGAUCUCUUGUUCUCAGUGCCAGGGUUAAAAUUACUCCUGGAGAUGAGAUAACCCUAACCUAUUGUUCACCACUCCUGGGUCAACCGAGCAGAAGAAACAAGCUUCUUCAAUCCAAAGGAUUUAUUUGUAGGUGUCCAAGAUGUCAGGAUGGUACAGAACUAGGGACAUAUAUGAGUAGUAUCCGAUGUACCAAGUGCAAGCCAGGAUUAAUUUGUCCUGUUGGAUUGGAUGAGGACAAAUUAGGUUGGAUUUGCUCUUCAUGUGGUUUCAAACCUAACCCAGAGAAGGUUUCUGGAUUGCUGAAGAAGGUUGAGGAUGAACUGUAUGGGCUGGAGAAGGAGAAGGAUCCAGGACGUAAACUCCUCCUCAUCCAACAAUAUAUUGAGAAGAAUAAGAAACUGUUUAGCUCCGACCAUUUUCUUCAGCUUAGAGCAGGAGAUCUAAUGGUCGGACUGAUGAACAAAUUAGCUCCAAGUACCAGCUGUAUCCAGACUAAAGAAUACUACACAAGGCAAACAUUAAAGGUUUUAGAAACUUUGGAUCCUGGGUUGUCAAGGUUCAAAGGUUUUCAACUCUUUAAACUUUAUCAAAUUCUAUUUGAAAAGAUUGUACACUCCGCUCAAGGAUCUCUAAAAGCAGAAGAACAGUUCCAGCUGGUUCAGGAUAUGCAAACCAGUCUCCUAGAAUCCAAGUUUUUACUCUCCGGAGAUAGGUUUGCUCCACCGGAGAUAGUGGAGAAUGCAAACCUUCUCGUUCGAGCCUUGAACCAGGAGCAAGUAGAACAAAUACAAGACAAAAUAAAUCAAAAAUACAAAAUAGUUAAAUCUGUUUAUCAAUGUAUCUAAAACUAUGGUAAAUAUACAAUAUUUG
Eurytemora carolleeae is the source of this 1535-nucleotide messenger RNA. Its product is annotated as protein msta. NCBI's taxonomy places the organism in Eukaryota, Metazoa, Arthropoda, Copepoda, Calanoida, Temoridae. The coding region runs from base 47 to 1510 and encodes 487 amino acids. The transcript has 14 exons. The record is from RefSeq and is a predicted model, not a curated record. Gene Ontology annotation, molecular function: protein binding.